Messenger RNA from Gasterosteus aculeatus aculeatus (three-spined stickleback), 5268 nucleotides. RefSeq names its product carbohydrate (N-acetylgalactosamine 4-0) sulfotransferase 8 (gene chst8). Gene Ontology annotation, biological process: carbohydrate biosynthetic process; proteoglycan biosynthetic process. Gene Ontology annotation, molecular function: sulfotransferase activity. The record is from RefSeq and is a predicted model, not a curated record. Gene Ontology annotation, cellular component: membrane. Lineage: Eukaryota; Metazoa; Chordata; Actinopteri; Perciformes; Gasterosteidae.
AUGGAGACGUUGUUGGCCAAUCACGUGUGUUCAAAAGUCGUGAAGUCCUCGGACACAGACAUUCUCAGACGCACAGUGGCACUGUUUUCUAAAUCAUCGCCAACACCUAAUUCAUAAUGAAGUAAUGGCGCUGGACUUUAAUGGAUCCGCGAUGUCUCGCGCUCGUGUCUCUCGCAAAAGGCAGAUAUCCAGCUCGCAUGCAUAACAGCACUGCACGUGACACGCUGUGCACCGAGAAAAAGACAGACGUCGGGUUAUAAUAAGGAUGGGACGCUCGUCCAUAGAAGAGUCUUUAAUGAAGUCAGAAGACACUCCUCCUGCUGCCGGUGCUGCGCUGUAGCCCCCGCGCCGAGUGGAUGCGCGGGAGAGGAGAAACAUCCCGCGCGCAUCUUCUCCACCAGCUCCAAGACACAGACCGCCGCGCCGCGCACGGAGAUGCGCACCGAUAGCAGCAGAAGCCCGUCCUAAAGUCGCUGUUUCCGCUCCCCGUUGCCCGCCUGCACGCCCCCGAGGCGGACAGACACCGACCGGUCCUGUGGGAGACCGCGCGGGGAUGCGCGCGGAGUGAGGGGGAAGUGGGGGAGGUGGCGGGGUGGGGGAGAGACAAAAAAAAAAAAAAAGAAGGCGAGCGGCUUUGUGACCGAUCGCGCAGAAGAUCUGGCGCGCUGAGGCAUGUCUGAUCCGGCCGGUGCGUCGACGCGACGCAAUCAAAGUUGAAGGAGACGUUGUUUGGUUUUAUUCACCGGGACUGCACAGCGGGGCGAGGCGUUCGCACCAGCGCCGACCUUUGACUCGCACCGCCCGCGCCCUCUGCUGAAAGAGGAGGAGAGGAGAAAGAGGCGGAGGCGCUGUCCGCGGUGCUGAAACAACUAGUGCGGGAGACGAAGACGCUCCCACUCCGCUCACCUGCUUCACGCGGCUUCGUGCGUUUUAUCCGGCGGCUUCGGCGAGGGCUCAUUACAUUAGCAGCUGACGGCGCCGCACCAUGCCGGGGAUGAAGUGGAAGAUGGUGGUGGACUCCCUGCGUGGACGGAGGAGGAGGCUGCCCUGCUCCCUGUGGUUCCUCCUGCUGUUCGCUGCUGGAGGUCUGGUUCUCUUCAUCCACCAGCAGGACCUGUCGGAGAUGGUCCUGCAGCAAGGCCCAGGCAUGAAGCUCAGAAGCAGUCCACGGCAGUCCAGAGAGACUCUUUCUACGCAGGACAGAGAGAGGGGCAAGUCGGACAAUUAUCAAACCAAAGGCGUCUUGUCCAGUCUGAUCCCUCCGAUGCAGUUCCCGCACUUCGAGGCGGGCAAACAGACGGCCACCCCUGGGUCCCGGGAGCAGAGCAGACGAACGUCCUCCCCCGUCUCCCGGGAGCAGAGCAGACGAACAUCCUCCCCCGUCUCCCGGGAGCAGAGCAGACGAACAUCCUCCCCCGUCUCCCGGGAGCAGGACAUGACUGUUGUCCAUGUCUCCAAAAGACAACGCAAACUGCUGAAAACAACUCCUCGGAUCCACCACACGACCGACGGCAAUUCCUCUUUGUCUUCAUCCACCAACUCCUCACCGGCUUCCUUCAGAUUGGCCUCCGGCUUCUUCACCCCCGACAAGUGGAAAAAGCUCGCUGACGUCCAGAUAGCGCGCCGUCAACUGAUGAAGGAGAUGUGCGCCAAGUACAAAAGCAGCAUCUCCAGGACCAUCACGGCUCAUCACGUAAGAAACCUCUUCGUGGAGGACAAGUACAAGCUGCUGUACUGCCAGGUGCCCAAGGCGGGCUGCUCCAACUGGAAGAGGACCCUGAUUGUGCUGGCAGGCCUGGCCCCCAACGCUCGGAGCAUUAAACACGACACGGCCCACGGGGGGCGCUACCUCAGGGAACUCAACACCUUCGACCGGAAGGGGAUCAUGCACCGCCUGGAGACCUACACCAAAUUCAUGUUUGUCCGCGAGCCCUUGGAGAGAAUGGUGUCAGCCUACAGGGACAAGUUGGAGAAUCCCAACGACUACUACCACAACCUGUUCGGGAAGCCCAUCAUCUCCAAGUACAGAGCCAACCCGUCCCCAGAGGCACUCAACACGGGCAACGGCGUCACGUUCAAGGAGUUCGUCCAGUACCUGCUGGACGUCCACCGGCCCGUGGGAAUGGAUAUCCACUGGGACCAGACCAACCAGCUGUGCAAUCCCUGUCUCAUAGACUACAAUUUCAUCGGAAAGUUUGAGAACAUGGAGGAGGAGUCCAACUACCUGCUGCGGUUGGCCGGCGCGCCGCCCAACGUCACGCUGCCCAGUUUCAAGGACAGGAACCCGGCUGACAAGAGGACCUCCACGGACAUCACACAAAAGUACUUUUCGCAGGUGAGCGCGCUGGAGAGACAGCGGAUGUAUGACUUCUACUACACGGACUACCUGAUGUUCAACUACACCAAGCCUUUCAAAGAUUUAUACUGAACAACUCCAAUCAACUUGAAGCCCCAAGUCACAUUCCACGUCACCACCAUGACAGUCAUUUUGACAUAAAGAGGCUAUAAUCACAUGCUCACAUGGAUGGUUGCCUCUAAGCAUGGAGGCAAACGUCCUUCUAGAGUCCACGGAAGCUGCUUUUAUAUGCAUACCUUUCUACCAGAAUAUCUUAUCAUUUUCAAACUGUCUGAUCAACAUGUAUUAUAACUACUUUAAAUUGUCCUUAAAUUAAUGAUAUUUAGUCACUACCAACACAUGUUGAGUAAAAUUAUUAAUGUUAUGCUUCUUAAAAAAAAAAGAAAAGAAAAUGUUUUUUUGAUCAAUAGGCUUUAAAUCAUGCCUUACUGUGAGUCAAAUAGCAUUUGCAAUUUUUGUUUAAUGAGUCCAUUCAACAUAGGCGCCACAUGUGUGCAAUUUAGUAUAGGUGCUAAUUGCAUUCCUAAAGUCACAAUUGAUUUAGGAGCAACCACAAGCUGCCCUCUGCAAUAGUGGUAAGAUAAAAUUGAAUAUGAAUAUAGCUGCUUUGGUUCAGACUAAGACUCUGUCUAACGUUAGUAAUGACCACCACAGUGUGCUGCAAUGACUUAAUUUGCAUCAGCCAUUUGACUCACAGGCAUACCUCCUCUACUAAUGCACCCUAAUGCAGACAUUCAAUGUAAACGGUUUUAUUGAACACAAACCGUAACACCAUGAAAACACUAUAAAUAGUACACAACUUUCAAAUGUGUCAAGCGCUGCCCAUUCUGAAGCCGUGUGCACCCAUUGUAGCAGAUUUUUGUACUUUUGUCAGAAAGCUUCGUGCUUUGGUCUGAGACACGGGCCGUAGGUCACCCCCCCCCCCCCCCCCCGUCACUGAGGAGAUACUUCACCGGCGUGGCUGUCAAAGGCAGCACAUCCAGGUACAGCACCUUUUAAUGCCCAGUGGUGCCACAGACGCACUCAAGGAUAACCACAAAAUCUGAUGUUUGGAUUUUUGUUUGAUGAUUUGGACCUUUUUAUUUGGUUUAAGAAAAGAGCGUCCAAAGGUAUCCACCUAUCUCACUAACUGGCUGUACACUGAACUCCACAUACUGUACGUAUCACAUGUAUUCUACACCACCGUAUAGGCUAUUUCCCCUGACGCUACUGUGUACAAUUGUAUAAUGGGCAUUCAGAGGACUAUCUAUUUUUCUAUGUAUUUCUAAAAUAUAUAUAUACAUAGUCAGUGCUUAUGGUGAAGGUAUGUUCAUUUUCUUUAUGAUGUCAUUUGUUGUUGCUUUAGAAAUAACAGUGUGGACUUGUCACGUAACAGAAGAGUUAUAUAAAAAUAUAUCCACCAACUGAAAAUGUACAAGACUAACUCUCAAGAAACUAAACAACUACAAACAUUUGUGCUGCCAGGAGAUAUCUCGCUUAGUCUGAUGAUUUGAUUCCACUCUGUGCUUCGGAGGAGGUUUUUGUGAUUUUUCCUAAAAUGGAUAUUCCUUUUUGGAAGCGAUCUUGUUAACGACAUUGUACCCAAACUGUUUGGUCCGUCAACAUGAGAAUAGACCACCCUGUACAGAUGAGCUGCAUUCCACCGUGUUACCCAUCCCGGCUGAAGACAUUCUUACCCUUACCAACCCCACUGUGUGUGUGUGUGUGUGUGUGUAUGUGAAAGUGUGGAGCUUUUUCUCCUGCUACUUUCCGAAACAUCUAAAGACACUUGUAAUAGAUACAAAGAAAGAGGUCAGUUGCCUCUGUGUAACAUUAACAGACUGCUUUAUUUCCAACACACCAGCCGGCCAGCAAGUCAGACGCAGUGGAAACUACGCAAAAAGGAAAAAAAGAAAGAAGACUCCCAUGAGGCUCAGUUCCGACCUUUUCAAGAUGAAAUAUGAAUAAGUAUUAAGCUAUAGAACCAGCAUAACCAUUCAUCAGAUGAUCAUAUACUGUAAAUCCCAACAUUCUGUUGAGUGAAGUGAAACCUCACGUACGUUUCCUCCAUGUUGAAGUUGAGUUGAAAUCUUGGUGGUUGGCCAGUGAAGCUCCUGUACAGUGAGUGUGAUGUUAAAGUGAGCACGUAUGAUGACUAGGACACCAAAAUGAUGAAUGUAAAGGAGUACGCUGACGCAGAAAUAGCUAGAAUAAACAGAAUACAGAGUAAAAGUAACGGCCGUUCGGGAUGGCAAGUGCAGCUAGGACCAAAGUGGCUAGAACUCAUCUUAUUAUGAGUGCACGAUGCAGAGAAGAGCCGAUCUAUGGCUACUAGUCUCCUCUAUAGCAGCAGUCACUACUCAGCUAUACGCUUUGCAGCUCCCUGGGAACGUGCGUUAUUGUAACAAAAAACACUAGUAGUGAUGAGUGAGGGGUAUUUGUGUCAUCUAAACCUACACAUGCACGCUAUAAUCAGCUUUUAAAGACCCUUAACACUUGGUGGUAGUGCCCUUUACGCGGUGAUGGUGAUCGUAUGAACUAUUGUCAGUAUACUGUGUUGGCUUUUGCAAUUCCAAAAUCUAAUCUCGCGGUCAGAUUCUAUGUCGGCAAAGACGACACCUGGCCACAAAACAGCUACCGCAUUAUGAUGAGUAUUACUGCCCCCUCACUCCCCACCCCCUCCUGCCCCAGCUAAUAAUAAAGUUUUCUUGGUACGUGGGUGUUCGGACAGAAUUAUCAAAAGCGUAAGUACAGUAACAAGUGAAUGUAUAACUGUUUAUUGUUGGUGCAAAAGUGUAUAAAAUAUGAUCUUAAGCCCUUUGCCUUAUUUUACACUGCCAAUCAAAUGGUGUAUUUCAGGAAGACAUUCUUCAGGAAGUUAUUGAUUCUGACUGAUGAGCGUCUACUAAUAAAUUGUCUUUAGCAUUUUAAAA